CAGCAAAGGCACAACGAGUUCCGGCGCCUCCUGAUGUGCAACGACGGUUGUUACGGCGGCGGCGCGGCCCGAAUCACCUCGGCGUACCGGCCCGCCCUCUUCCCGGGCUCCGAGAUGAUGCUGUCCGACGCGCAAGAGGAGGAGGAGGACCAGAGAGAAAUAGCCCUACUACGUCAGAGGGUGGGUGACCUGGAAAAAGUCCAGCAGCGGCAGAUGGAAGAACUGGGAUGCGUGGAGCAGAAGGAGCGGGACAAGGGCUCCCUAUGCUGAUGUUCAACUUUUCCACCUUUACAAACUCCCGUUACACAGGCGACAUGACCUCCUCGGCCCUCCGGCAGCUUUUUCCGCCGGGAGCGAGCCCGAGCGAGACGGAGCUUCAGAAGAUGCUGGUCGACGAGAGGACCAAGUGCGAACUUCAUCGAGGAAACUACGAGACUCUUAAGGCCGAACACACCGGCUUGCAGGAUGAGUUUAUUCAGGUACAAGAGGAGGCGAGGCAUCUGCAGGCUCAGGUCGACAGGCUCCAGCAGCAGUUAGCUGAGCGCACGAGAGAAAUUCUGGAAAAAAACACGGAGAUGGAAGAACUCAGACUGCAGGUGAUGACUCCUCAGCGUCUAGAGUUGCUCAGAGCUCAGGUGCAGCAGGAGAUGGAGGGGCCAGUCAGAGCGCGCUUCGCCAGGCUGGAAGAGGAGGCGGAGAAGUACAGGUCGGAGUACAACAAGUUGCGCUACGGCUACACCGUGCUCAAUGCCCAGUUCGAGCACCAAAAGGAGGAACACGCCCGUGUCGCGGAGGAACAGAGGCUACGCUACGAGGCCGAGAUCGCUCAUCUGGACAAAGACAAGGAGAACCUGUCGGCCCAGUACCAGAACGCGGACCCGCGGCGCGACAGGAAACAAACGGAGCUUCUUCUGAGGGAGAAAACGCAGCUGACCUCGCGCCUGAAGGGUCUGCAGGCAGAGGUGGCCGAGCUGCAGGCCCUGAAGGAGCACUCGGAGCAGCGGGCCGACAACGUUCAGCGGGUUCAGAACCGGCAGCUGGCGGAAGCUCAGGCUGCUCUGAAAUCUCUGGAGGCGGAGCGUCAGUCUUUGCGGCUGCGGCUGGAGCGGACGGAGAGCGAGCUCGGUCUGAGCCACGAGCAGAGCAACGGGCUCGCCGGACAGCUGCACAAAACGGAGAAACGAGUCGACGUCCUCACCGGCCAGAUUGAAAGCCUGAAGCAUUCCCACAAAAUGGAGGUGGCGAGCGUUAAACUGGAGUGUACUCGCUCGAAAGGCGAGCUGGAGAGGGAGCGAGACACCCUGCAAGGGCAGUUGGAGGGUCUCCAGACAGACGCGGAGGUGCUCAAGCACGUCGCGGAGAGACAAAAAGAAGUUGUCGUAGAAAAGGAGAGGGAGGUGGCCAGGAAGGUGCAAUCCGCUCGCGAUGAGGAAAUGUACAAAUCGGCUGUCUUACAGGAGGAGAAGUUGGAAUUGGAGCACCGCCUUGCCGCGUGGGAGCAACAGAGGGCGCUGCAGGACACUCAAGCGCAAGCCCAGAAAGAAGAGUGGGAAGAGCAACUCGGCACGGCCCAAAGGGGAGAGACGUCCGCGCGCAACGAACUGCAGAGCCUCAGACUUCGAUUAAAGCAACAAAGCGCUCAGCUGGAGGAGCUGGAGAGGCAGACAGCGGAGGUGUCGAGCUUGAAGCAGAAAACCCAGGAACUACGCGCACAGCUGAGCACGUCGUCGCGGUCUGAAGCUGAGCUGGUGGAAGCCAACCAGCGUCUGAGGGCCAAGGCGGACGGCGCCAGGGAGGAGCUGAGGGCGGCCCGAAGCCAAGCCGAGAGGAGCCAACGUGAGGCGGAGCGGCGGGUGGAGGAGAGUCAGAUGGAGUGGCUGGAAGAGAAACACCAGCUGCGAGAGCGAGAGACCAAGUUGGAUGAGAAAUACUCUCAGCUGAAAGACAAAAUGAAGAGGGCGGCGGUCGCCCAAAAGAAGAGAAGAAACCAGACUGACAACAAAGAGAAGAGCCUGCAGAGUAAGAUCCAACUGCUGAAGGCACAAAUGGAGGAGCUGAAGCUGGAAGCCGCCGCAGCCAACAAACGUCCGCUACACUCCGAGGAACACGCUCAGCUCCGCAGAAAAUUGCGAGAGCUACAGCGGCGACACGCCGAGUUCCGGCGCCUCUUGCUGGGUGACCAGGGUGCCUUCGGGUUCGGCCCCGCUCUCCUCACUUCCGCACGAAACCCGAUCCUCGCCAGGGACGCGGCCUCGAACGUACCGGUACGUAGACACGGCGACGACGACGUAGCGAUUCAACGGCGCGAAACAAAGAGUUCCGUGUACUUGUGUGUGUUCAGGAAGAGGAGGAGCACAGGGAGAUGGUCCUGCUGUGUGAAAGGCUGGAUGAGCUGGAAAGAGCACAGCAGCAGCAACUGGAAGAACUGAACAGCCUCGGGUGAACGCUACGUACUGUAUUUUGGAGCGUUUUCAUUGCAGUCUCUCAGGCCUUUAUUUUUUGAUAAUCUACAUUGUUUACAAUAGCUUUAUAUUCAUUGUUUACACUCUUUGUAUUGUUUACACCUUAAUGUACUUGAAUAUCACCGUUGUGCAAUGAAACACCCACAUUUGACAAGGGCUAGCAAUUUGCCGGAAUAAACAUUGAAAACAA
This is a messenger RNA of Phyllopteryx taeniolatus (common seadragon), 2652 nucleotides long. It is a transcript of the gene cep83, whose product is annotated as centrosomal protein 83. Bases 228 to 2429 code for a protein of 733 amino acids. Lineage: Eukaryota; Metazoa; Chordata; Actinopteri; Syngnathiformes; Syngnathidae. The transcript has 16 exons. Gene Ontology annotation, cellular component: centrosome. The record is from RefSeq and is a predicted model, not a curated record.